AACAAGAAAGUAAACUUUUUGAUGAAAUUAUUCUGUUUGACUGCGGAUUAUAAAUUUUUGGUAUCAGUUUAGGUAAAAUAGAUUUAUGUCCUUGUCCUUGUGGUUUUAUGGUUUUAAAAUCUUGUGUAUUUUCUUCCAUUACCAUGCCUGUUUCAUUUUCUUGCUAUGCUUGUUGAUUUUAGGCGCACCAAUAAUUGUAAUGCAGGUUAUUGCAGUAACGCAUGGCAAGGGCAUUAUCAAAUGUAUUGUUGAAGGGCAUUGCAGGUUUGCCAGCAGCUCAUUCUACGUCUGUAUAUGCAUUGCUUAGUCACAAUGGUUUGAGAUGCUCAACUACUGUGCCCAAUGAUUCUGACACUCAUGAUGAUUUUAAGCCGACUAAUAAAAUUGAGAAUUCUGAAUUUUCUUUGAAUGAUGUUGUUGAGCAGGAUGUCAAAGACAACCCUGUAAUGAUUUACAUGAAAGGGGUUCCUGAUUUUCCUCAGUGUGGAUUCAGUUCACUGGCCGUAAAAGUGUUGAAGCAUUACAAUGUUCCCUUAAGUGCUAGAAAUAUUCUGGAGAAUCCUGAACUGAAAACUGCAGUGAAAAUGUUCAGUCACUGGCCCACGUUUCCUCAGAUUUUUAUCAAGGGGGAGUUCAUUGGAGGUUCAGAUAUAAUUCUUAAUAUGCAUCAGACUGGGGAACUCAAAGAAAAGCUCAAAGAUAUUGCGGCCAGCCAGAAGUCUGAAUAAUUUGCUGAAUUUAAUGACAGUUCCUCUACUUAAUAGAGUUGGUAUUUCGGAGCACUGUUGUUAUUCAAGUAUGUUGUAGAGGUUUUCAUAUUUUGGUUCUAAGCAUUCUUACCUUGCUACUUCUACUGCCCUAGGCAGGGAUUAUAUAUAUAACCUCUUCGGUAAUAGGGUUUUCGCCUUUUCCUGGUUGAAAACAGAUUAAAGCUAGAAUUGAAUUAUAGCUGUUGACAGAGGAACUUAAUUCUUAAGAGGUUAUGGAACUGUAUUCUUUUAUUCACUAUAAAUGAAAUUGAUAUGAUAAGGAGUGUGAGGUAGUUUA
Tripterygium wilfordii is the source of this 1047-nucleotide messenger RNA. RefSeq names its product monothiol glutaredoxin-S15, mitochondrial-like. Lineage: Eukaryota; Viridiplantae; Streptophyta; Magnoliopsida; Celastrales; Celastraceae. The record is from RefSeq and is a predicted model, not a curated record. The transcript has 6 exons. The coding region runs from base 222 to 728 and encodes 168 amino acids.